Notechis scutatus (mainland tiger snake) is the source of this 1677-nucleotide messenger RNA. NCBI's taxonomy places the organism in Eukaryota, Metazoa, Chordata, Lepidosauria, Squamata, Elapidae. The record is from RefSeq and is a predicted model, not a curated record.
AAAUGGCAGUAUUGAAUGUUCAGUGACCCUCCUAGGAACUGGUGAGUGAAGGGGGAAAAAAACCAAAUACAUUUAAGGAACCUUUUGAGGAAUUUGCAUCAAAUGUUCAUCAGUGCCUAACCAAAGGAGAAAAGACUCAGCCAAUAAAACCUCGUGCCAUGCACAAUUUUUAUGAAACGGGCGUCUGCUUAUAGCAAAGAUCAGAAAGGAAUCUGUCGAAGGCGAACACAGGAUCCAACUGAAGUUUUUGGUGAAGUUUGCGCAUUUUCAGCUGCUGCAAAAGAAAAAUUCAAAAUAUCGCUCUUGAUUAAAAGAAACUUGCUUCUGAAGUCGGCGAAGAGGCUCUUUUUUUUUGGGAGGUGGGGCAUCCCAAAAAGACAACCCCUUUUGGGAAAACCUCAAAUUUACUUGAGAAAAAAACUGAGAAUUAAGAAGCCAAAGGAUGGAGACCAAUGUGCCGGCCGCAGAGGAAGCUCGGGGGGAGACGGAGCCCACUGAAUCUGCCCCCCCUGAGCCCACGGAGGCCGGCCUGGGUGGCCAGGAGGUGGUUGCUUCUGCUCUCCCUGCAGGGGCUGCCAAAGAGACCCCAGCCCACCUCGUCCAGGAUGGUGCCCAAAGCGUCCCACAGAAAGACGAUGGCCGGGUUUCCCCUGUAGAAGCAGCUGAAGGGGGGCGAAAGGAGGGACCCCCGUCCCCGAGUGAGGAGGCCUCCCCUCUGCCAGCCCCUCCGGUGCCCACCAGCUGCAGCCCAGCUGAGGAUGCCCCCAAGCCAUGUCCGUCUCCAGCCAGCCAGCCCAAGGCGCCGGACUUCUACUGCGUGAAAUGGAUCACCUGGAAGGGCGAGAGGACACCGGUCAUCAUGCAGAGCGAAAACGGCCCCUGCCCGCUGCUGGCCAUCAUGAACAUCCUUUUUCUGCAGUGGAAGGUGAAGCUGCCUGCCCAGAAGGAAGUGGUCACCUCGGACGAGCUGAUGGCUUAUCUCGGGGACUGCCUCCUGUCCAUCAAGCCCCAGGACCAAGCGGAGGCCGUCCAGCUCAACUUCCAGCAGAACGUCAAUGACGCCAUGACGGUCCUUUCCAAGCUGUCCACGGGGCUGGACGUCAACGUGAGGUUCACGGGGGUCUCGGACUUCGAAUACACCCCCGAGUGCAUCGUUUUCGACCUCCUGAACGUCCCCCUUUAUCACGGCUGGCUGGUGGAUCCCCAGAUUCCCGAGGUGGCCGGAGCCGUCAGCAAACUGAGCUACAACCAGCUGGUGGAAAAAAUUAUCACUUGUAAACACUCUAGUGACCCAAACUUGGUGACGGCAGGCCUAAUUGCAGAACAAUUUUUGGAGUCCACAGCAUCGCAGCUCACCUACCACGGUCUCUGCGAACUGACCUCCACCGUCAAGGAAGGCGAACUGAGCGCUUUCUUCCGAAACAACCACUUCAGUGCCAUGAUCAAGCACAAGAGCCACCUCUACCUGCUGGUGACCGACCAGGGCUUCCUGAACGAAGACCAGGUCACCUGGGAGAGCCUCCACAACGUGGAUGGGGACAGCUGCUUCUGCGACGCCCAUUUCCGCCUGAGCCACACGCUGGGCAAGGAGGCAGCCGGGGGCUCCCCGGUGGACCAGAGGCAGGUGGACCAGGUAUGCCAGGGGCAGGGAAGGGCACCUGCGUAUCGUCUUCCCCG